Messenger RNA from Microcebus murinus (gray mouse lemur), 1903 nucleotides. NCBI's taxonomy places the organism in Eukaryota, Metazoa, Chordata, Mammalia, Primates, Cheirogaleidae. The record is from RefSeq and is a predicted model, not a curated record.
AUGGAAUCCAAACAAGAGGAGGCUAAUCUUAAGAACUCAUCCUCGAAAGCCUGCUGCACAUUUCCCACCACAGACCAGCCUCCAGAAAGCUCUUCCCUCCCCAUCUUAGUCUGGCUGAGCACUGUCACUGAUCACCUCCUACAGCUAGCCUGGCCUCAGAGCCAUACCACUGCUCACGGGUUUGUGCUGUUAACUGCACAGUUAUUAACAGUGGCGGCGGCGGCGCUCGGCGCGGGCAGGUCCUCCUGCUGCCCCGUCCCAUUUGUUGCCGGGUCUGGCUCGGGGCGGCCGCGGCGCGCGGAGCUCCCGAGAGCCAGGCGGGGCAGCCCCACAGCCACGACGGAGCAGCCGCGGGACUGGCCGCCCCGCGCCCCCUUCGCCGCCGUGCCCUUCCCCGGCGCGCUCACUCCCUUCUCGGGAUGGGAUUGUAGCGGCGGCGCGGAUUCGGCGGGGAUCGCGGCGGAGGCGGCGGCGGCGGCCGAGCGGGGCUCCAUGUUUUCCCCCGGCCAGGAGGAGCACUGCGCCCCCAAUAAGGAGCCGGUGAAAUACGGGGAGCUGGUGGUACUGGGGUACAAUGGUGCUUUACCUAAUGGAGACCGAGGACGGAGGAAAAGCAGGUUUGCUCUCUAUAAGCGGCCCAAGGCAAAUGGCGUCAGACCCAGCACGGUCCAUGUGAUAUCCACGCCCCAGGCAUCCAAGGUAGGUUGGCAGAAUUGGACGGGCCUUGGCCAACAGUGACUCAGGGUUACUCCUUCAGCUGCUCUCGCGUAGGGCAGUGUCUCAGCCCAGCUGAGGCUGGCUGGGUCUUUGUGGUGAGGGGCACUGCUGUGGGGUGUUGAGUAUCACCUCUGGCCUUGACCCCUCGAUGCCAGUGGCGCCCUGCUCCCUGCACGGUUGUUAACUGCCAAAGAUGUCUCAAGACGCCAAAGAUUUCUCAAGAUGUUGAAGAAUGUCUCCUGGGGACAGGUGGGCAAGUAAAAUCUGCUCUGUUAUGAGCCGCUGCUUUAGGAUACAAAGCAACUAGCAUUUAUCCAUUUAGAAUUGUUGUGGUUGAAAGAUACAUGAUGUUCUUUAUCCUCAGAAGUUUUUUUGUUGUCUUGGUUUAAACCUCAUGAAGAUUUGUUAUUUUCAUUCUGUUGAGUGCAAGUAGGUGUUUUCACACAAUCCACGUGUACAUGGAACUGAAUUUGUGUGAUUAUUAGAAAGACAGUAAGUAAAGAGCUAAGUGACAUAAGUCGCUAUACAUUUUUCUUCUAAGUUUGAAGUCAAUAAAAUGCUACAUUUUUAAAAAAGAAUUAUUUUAUUUGUUUUCUGAUACAUAGGUCAAGGAGAAAUUUGCAUUUCCAGUCUGGUUUGGUAUAUGUUACAUAUUAGAUUUGUUCUAGUUUUUCUUUAAUUAAAUAAAUUCUUUAAUGUAUAUUAUAGUUUCCUUUUCUGUGCAAUGGUUAUAUUUACCUUAAGUAUUUCAUAAUGAGGCUAGUGGCUAUACACAUAGAUCAUCGUGAGUUUGGGCCAUCUGGGAUAUAAGUAAGAGUCUUGAUUCCCAUUUUUACUGAAAACUUAUUUUCAAAGAAAAAUGAAUAGCUUCAUGGAAGCACAUGUGGUAUUUAUAUGCAGUGUUAACAACAUAGAUCACCUUUGUUAAUGUUUUUAUUUAGAGAGCUCCUAUUGUUUCUGAGGCAGUGCCAGAGAAAGAAUUUGUUAGACUGUACCAAUUAAGAUUGUCUUGCAUUAAUGAGGGAAUAAAUAGAUAGGGAAAUACCAAGCACCAAGGAAACAGGAAAGAUUAAUGUUUAGUGUAUAGGCCAAAGCUAGAGAAAGAUUAAUAAACUGAAAGUUUUAGGGGCCAGGCGCGGUGGCUCAUGCCUGUAAUCCUAGCACUCUGGGAGGCUGAGGCAGGUGG